AUGACAUCCCUAUCCUUAAUUUCUGGCUUCUUCGGUUCUUUUCCUGGCUUCCUAUUCUUCCCUCCUUUUCUGGCUUCUUCCGGUUCUUUUCUGGCUUCCUAUUCUUCCUUAUUUUUCUGGCUUCCUAUUCUUCCGUGUCAUCUAUCACUUAAUUUCUGGCUUCUUCCGGUUAUUUUCUGGCUCCCUAUUCUUCGUGACAUCCUAUCCUUAAUUUCUGGCUUCUUCCGGUUCUUUUCCUGGCUUCCUAUUCUUCCUGACAUCCUAUCACUUAAUUUCUGGCUUCUUCCGGUUAUUUUUCUGGCUUCCCUAUUCUUCCGUGACAUCCCUAUCCUUAAUUUCUGGCUUCUUCCGGUUCUUUUCCUGGCUUCCUAUUCUUCCGUGACAUCCCUAUCCUUAAUUUCUGGCUUCUUCCUUUUUGGCUUUUUCUUCUGGCUUCCUAUUCUUCCAAAUUUCUGGCUUCUUUCGGUUCUUUUCCUGGCUUCCUAUUCUUCCGUGACAUCCCUAUCACUUAAUUUCUGGCUUCUUCCGGUUCUUUUCCUGGCUUCCUAUUCUUCCGUGACAUCCCUAUCACUUAAUUUCUGGCUUCUUCCGGUUAUUUUCCUGGCUUCCUAUUCUUCCGUGACAUCCCUAUCACUUAAUUUCUGGCUUCUUCCGGUUAUUUUCCUGGCUUCCUAUUCUUCCGUGACAUCCCUAUCACUUAAUUUCUGGCUUCUUCCGGUUAUUUUCCUGGCUUCCUAUUCUUCAGGACAUCCCUAUCACUUAAUUUCUGGCUUCUUCUGCCUUCUUUGGGUUAUUUUCCUGGCUUCCUAUUCUUCCGUGACAUCCCCUUUAAUUUCUGGCUUCUUGGGUUCUUUUCCUGGCUUCUUAUUCUUCCGUGACAUCCUAGGCUUCUUCGACGAAACAUCCUAUCACUUAAUUUCUGGCUCCUUCGUUUCUUUUCCUGGCUUCCUAUUCUUCCCUCCGGACGGCUUCCUGUUCUUCCGUGACAUCCCUAAGAGACCACUUCCUAUUCUUCCUUUUUGGCUUCUUUUGGUUCUUUUCCUGACUUCCUAUUCUUCCGUGACAUCCUAUCUGCUUAAUUUCUGUCUCCUUCCGGUUCUUUUCGUGGCUUCCUAUUCUUCCGUGACAUCCCUAUCACUUAAUUUUGGCUUGACCGGCAUCCUAUUCUUCCGUGACAUCCCUAUCGUAAUUUCUGGCUUCUUCCUUUUCAAAGGUUCCUAUUUUCCUGGGCCAUCCCUAUCACUUAAUUUCUGGCUUCUUUGGGUUCUUUUCCUGGCUUCCUAUUCUUCCGUGACAUCCCUAUCACUUAAUUUCUGGCUUCUUCCGGUUCUUUUCCUGGCUUCCUAUUCUUCCGUGACAUCCCUAUCACUUAAUUUCUGGCUCCUUCCGGUUCUUUUCCUGGCAUCCUAUUCUUCCGUGACAUCCCUAUCACUUAAUUUCUGGCUCCUUCCGGUUCUUUUCCUGGCAUCCUAUUCUUCCGUGACAUCCCUAUCACUUAAUUUCUGGCUUCUUUGGGUUCUUUUCCUGGCUUCCUAUUCUUCCGUGACAUCCCUAUCACUUAAUUUCUGGCUUCUUCCGGUUCUUUUCCUGGCUUCCUAUUCUUCCGUGACAUCCCUAUCACUUAAUUUCUGGCUCCUUCGGUUCUUUUCCUGGCAUCCUAUUCUUCCGUGA
Acanthosepion pharaonis is the source of this 1671-nucleotide messenger RNA. The record is from the annotation of a GenBank genome assembly. NCBI's taxonomy places the organism in Eukaryota, Metazoa, Mollusca, Cephalopoda, Sepiida, Sepiidae.